UGUAUUUUUACGUCUUUCUGUAUAUACUCAGGAAUUUCAGUAUGUCUGGCAACACUGUCAACAUCAAAUCGGCCAUCUUUAUUAAAAGCGCGCGUAAAAAUUGAGAGAGUUGUUUGCCGUGCGUGAGGUUUUCGGUUUUCUAAAUGAAUUUGUUAAGAAAAAUGCCACCUAAACUUAAGUAUAGUGAAGAACAAAUGUCUUUAGCCCUAAAUGCAGUUAAGCAAGGCAUGCCAGUGGCAACUGCUGCAAAAACAUUUAAGGUGCCCAGAACCACCCUGCUGGAUAAAAAAACAGGAAGAACUCCAAUUAAUCGAAAAAUGGGCCCACCAUCCGUAUUGAGUCUCCUGGAAGAAGAAAUUCUAGUAAAUUGGAUAUUUUUAAUGACACAGAAGCAUCAACCAGUAACUAAGGAACAGGUCCUGGAUAGCGUGCAAUUAAUCAUCAAGCAAGAAAAAAGAAAAUCACCAUUUACUGACGGAAGACCCGGCAAGAAAUGGUUUGCGUCUUUUUUAAAACGGAAUCCACAGGUUACUUCUAGGAUCGCCCAAAACUUGACACCAGCCAGAGAAAGUGUUACCGAAGAAAAACUUCGACGAUGGUUUCAAGAGAUACAUGAAUAUCUACGUUCGGAAAAUUUGUUAGACGUCACGAAAGAUCCGACACGCGUGUUUAAUGCUGACGAAAGCGCGUUUUUCCUCCAGCCUAAGGGGGAAAAAGUUUUAGCGAAAAAAGGUGCAAAAUCGGUCUACAUUGCAGGGACAAAUGAUGACAAGGAGAAUUUAACAGUGUUAGUCACAGCUAAUGGACAGGGAGAUUUUGCGCCGCCAAUGAUUAUUUUCAAGUAAGAAAGAAUACCGGCCCACAUAGCUGCGGGGGUAAAUAAAGAAUGGGGUCUUGGUCGGUCAGAGACAGGCUGGAUGUGCGGGUCUACCUUCUUUGAAUACAUCACAAAUGUGUUUGUUCCUUGGCUGGACAGAAAUACAAUUACACGACCAAUACUAUUAUUUAUUGAUGGGCAUGUCUCCCACAUGACAUAUAAUUUAUCCCAGUAUUGUAAGCAGAAUCAGAUUGAGAUCAUAGCCCUUUAUCCAAAUUCCACUCAUCUCAUCCAACCAAUGGAUGUUGCGGUUUUUAAGCCAUUAAAGACUUACUGGAAAAAAGCUGUAAGACAAUUUCACAUUGACAAUGAUGUGGCAAAACUUAGAAAAGAACACUUCUCAAUGAUUUUUGAAUCAGCCCUAAGAUCAGUGUCUAAAGAAACAAUACAAAAUGGCUUUAAAGCUUGUGGCCUUGUUCAUUUUUCUGCAGAUAAUGUAAAUUUUUCCAAAAUGUCUUCCACUGAGGCAACUGAAAAUUUUGAUUUUGAUAAUGUUAAACUAAAACAAAAAUUACAAAUUUUGGAAGAGUUAAUUCCUAGAGGCAAACUUAAUAUUUUUAAAGAAUCAAGAGACAUUGAAAAGUGGAAUGGUGACACUGAGGACACAUCCUUGUAUAUGUUAUGGAAAACAUUAAAAACACAAAUAAAUCAAAACGCUGGCGCUGAUAGACCCAAGGAACAAUCCAAAAAACAAGAACCUGGAAAGGAUAAAGUAAUAAUCCAUUCGGUCCAAAUACUGAAACCUUCUACAUCUUUAAUGGCACAAGAAAUAAACAGUCACACUCCUAUUAAAGAAAAUAGCCUUAGUUUAAGUAAAGACUCUGCUACUAUCUCAAGUGUUAUAGAAGAAAACGAAACACCCCAAAUCGAAAAACCGGGUUGUAGUAAUGGUUCUCCUUAUACACCGUUUACAAAAUUUAAGGAAAAUGUUCCAACUCCUUUUAAAAAGGCUCUAUUUUGGCCAACAGAGCUAAAAACUGAAAAAAAGCGAAGGAGUAAGGAAAAAAUACCAUCAGCCAUAACUUCACAAGCUUGGCAGGAUUACCAUAAGGGAAAAGAAAUAGAAAAACAAAAAAAACAAGAAGAAAAGGAAAACAGAGCCAAGAUCCGACAAGCUAAAAAAAAUACAAAACUUCGGUUACAGAAGAAACGUGCAGAAAAACGAAGGAGAAUAUCUUCUGACUUAAGUGACACAGAUAUGGAGUGGCAAGAGAGUAGUGACAGUUUGGAUGAUGUUUCAGAAAUUGGGGCACCUGAAAAUGAAGAACAUGAUGAAGAAAUUAAAAUAAAGGACUAUAAGAUUGGUGAUUUUUUGCUAGUAAAAUUUUUGGGGGGAAAUCGAAAAACCACCCAAUAUAGAUAUGUUUGUGUUGUACAAAACAUAUUUGAUGAAAGCGAGAUUGAGGUAACUUCUUUAAAAUGCCUUGAUGAAAAUAAAAUGAUUUAUAAAAUGGUUGAUAAUGAUGUGUCGGUUAUAAAAGAAGAAGACAUUUUACAAAAAUUACCUGAACCUCAAGUUCUGAAUUUUGGGGAUAGGCUUAAGUAUGUUUUUCCAAAAAGUGUUAACGUUUUUGAAUGUAAAUGAUUAAAAUGUAGAAAGUAAUAAUUAAACUGCCGUUGUUAAUGCACUUGUUAUUAUAUGUUAUAUCUGAUUAGAUUGUAUAAUACAGUCAUAUUAGCUAGCAUUUUAGUAGCCUACCGAUUGACGACAAUAAAAUAUGUAAAUAAAGUUG
Messenger RNA from Sitophilus oryzae (rice weevil), 2610 nucleotides. RefSeq lists its product as uncharacterized. The coding region runs from base 918 to 2462 and encodes 514 amino acids. The transcript is spliced from 2 exons. Lineage: Eukaryota; Metazoa; Arthropoda; Insecta; Coleoptera; Curculionidae. Gene Ontology annotation, cellular component: nucleus. The record is from RefSeq and is a predicted model, not a curated record. Gene Ontology annotation, molecular function: DNA binding.